UGACGUUCGGCUGAGGACGGCUGGACGGCUGCUCGUUCGUUCGGAUCGCGAAUCUCAGCGGUUUAUUGUGAGAUUAUAAUUAUUUCCGACUCCCCCGGAGUCGACUCGCAGGCGUUUCACCAUGGCGGACGAGGAGAAUAAUUGUGAUGAUGGUGGUGAUAUUAAAGGGGGCAUGCGGCUUCGAGGCCGUAAAGGUGCCCUGAAAAAGAAGAAUGUUUACCUGGUAAAGGACCACAAGUUCAUGCCGAGGUUCUUCAAGCAGCCAACGUUCUGCUCCCACUGCAAGGACUUUAUAUGGGGCUUCGGGAAACAGGGCUUCCAGUGUCAAGUAUGCAGCUUCGUGGUGCACAAAAGAUGCCACGAAUAUGUCACCUUCACGUGCCCUGGCGCGGACAAGGGCGCGGAUUCCGACGACACGCGUACUCGACACAACUUCAAAAACUACACAUACUCCUCGCCGACCUUCUGCGACCACUGCGGUUCCCUUCUCUACGGCCUGAUCCACCAAGGACUCAAGUGUCAAGCAUGCGACAUGAACGUGCACAAGCGAUGCGAGGAGUCCGUGCCAAAUCUCUGCGGUUGCGACCACACCGAGCGCCGCGGACGCAUCCAGCUCUCCGUGUCCUGCCAAGGGAACAAGCUCACCGUUAUAGUGAAGCAAGGCCGCAACCUGAUCCCCAUGGACCCGAACGGCCUCUCCGACCCCUACGUAAAGCUCAAGCUGAUCCCGGACUCGGACAACGUGAAGAAAAAAACCAAGACCAUUCGCAACAACCUCAACCCCGAGUGGAACGAGACUGUCACCUUCGAUCUCAAACCUGAGGAUAAAGACCGAAGACUUCUUGUUGAGGUCUGGGAUUGGGAUCGUACGUCCCGCAAUGAUUUCAUGGGAUCUCUUUCGUUCGGAAUCUCGGAGGUUAUGAAAGCCCCUGCGGAAGGAUGGUUCAAGCUCCUCACUCAGGAGGAAGGGGACUAUUACAACGUUCCAGUGCCCGAGGAAGGUGCGGACUUGGCUCAGCUGAAGAACCAGAUGAAGGCGACGAGCCUGGGGGCUCGCAGACCACCGCCACCGCCGGAUAGGGAGGUGCCUCAUAACAUGGCAGCGGCUGACGUCAUUAGGGCGUCCGAUUUCAACUUUGUCAUGGUGUUGGGCAAAGGAUCUUUUGGAAAGGUGAUGCUAGCAGAACGUCGUGGCACAGACGAGUUAUACGCCAUCAAGAUCCUGAAGAAAGACAUCAUCAUCCAAGAUGACGACGUGGAAUGCACCAUGGUCGAGAAGCGAGUGCUGGCACUCAGUAGCAAGCCGCCCUUCCUGGUGCAGCUACACUCCUGCUUCCAGACGAUGGAUCGGCUGUACUUCGUAAUGGAAUACGUGAAUGGCGGAGAUCUGAUGUUCCAAAUACAGCAAUGUGGCAAAUUCAAGGAACCGGUCGCAGUUUUCUACGCCUCCGAGAUAGCAAUCGGCUUAUUUUUCCUACAUUCCCGCGGCAUCAUCUACCGAGACUUGAAGCUUGACAACGUCCUGUUGGACCAAGAUGGGCACAUCAAGAUCGCUGACUUCGGAAUGUGCAAGGAGGGGAUAACAGGCGAUAAAACUACCAAGACGUUUUGUGGUACACCAGACUAUAUAGCGCCGGAGAUCAUCUUGUACCAGCCGUAUGGCAAGUCGGUGGAUUGGUGGGCGUAUGGUGUGCUACUGUACGAGAUGCUGGUGGGACAGCCUCCUUUUGAUGGUGAAGAUGAGGAGGAACUGUUUGCUGCGAUCACGGACAAUAGUGUUUCGUAUCCGAAGACUCUUAGCAAGGAAGCCAAAGAUGCGUGCAAGUCGUUCCUGAUGAAGAACCCUCAGAAGCGCCUCGGCUGUGGCAUCCGCGGGGAAGAGGACGUGCGCACCCAUCCAUUCUUCCGUCGCAUCGACUGGGCGCGGGUCGAAGCGAGGGAUAUUCAGCCACCCUUCAAACCAAAAAUUAAACAUCGUAAAGACGUCUCCAACUUUGAUAAGCAGUUCACGCAGGAGAAGACAGAACUGACUCCCACAGACAAACUGUUCAUGAUGAACCUCGACCAGACCGAGUUCAUGGGCUUCUCCUUCCUCAACCCGGAGUACGUGCAACACGUGUGAACUGACAGAUGAACCUCUCUGCAUUUGAAGCUAACUCACCGCUGUCGUAAUGGUGGCCUCUGAAACUCAUCUAUCGACUGUCUCUGUCACUCUUACGGCAUCGUCGUACCGCUGUCUCGCUCAUCGUUUUUACAUCGUUUCCAACAUUUCAAACUCUUGACUUGUUUCUCGAAGAGUGGAGGAGUUUGAUUAUUCCAUAGGGCAUGUACUGAGGAAGUAUUUUCUACGUGCAAUUGACGCGCGAUUUCUGUGCGGUUGAAACCGCCGAUUGCAGCGUUUUUAUCGAUCAAAACGCGAUACAGACGCGCGCAAAAAUCGCAUAUAUC
Maniola jurtina (meadow brown) is the source of this 2448-nucleotide messenger RNA. It is a transcript of the gene Pkc53E, whose product is annotated as protein kinase C, brain isozyme. Gene Ontology annotation, biological process: protein phosphorylation. Gene Ontology annotation, molecular function: ATP binding; zinc ion binding; diacylglycerol-dependent serine/threonine kinase activity. The transcript is spliced from 13 exons. Bases 122 to 2122 code for a protein of 666 amino acids. The record is from RefSeq and is a predicted model, not a curated record. NCBI's taxonomy places the organism in Eukaryota, Metazoa, Arthropoda, Insecta, Lepidoptera, Nymphalidae.